Molecule: messenger RNA, 2738 nt
Organism: Cynoglossus semilaevis (tongue sole)
Lineage: Eukaryota; Metazoa; Chordata; Actinopteri; Pleuronectiformes; Cynoglossidae
Product: ribosomal protein S6 kinase beta-1
Exons: 15
Coding region: 299-1816 (505 amino acids)
Biological process (GO): signal transduction; protein phosphorylation
Molecular function (GO): protein serine/threonine kinase activity; ATP binding
Source: RefSeq, a predicted model, not a curated record
GGCGCUACAACGAGUAAAGUCCGGCACUGACCGUGCUGUGACGCUGACCGCUUCAUGGCUACACUUCCGUGGAUACAGAAAAUGCACAGUUUUGCCGCCACGCAGAGACUGAGCGGAAUUUCCGAUCUUGCGGAGUGGACAAAGCCUGACAGGUGACCACGCCCCUCUGGCUGAGCAUCGCACUGCGCAUGCUCAGUGUAGUAGCCGGUCAUGGCGGCGGUGUGUGUUUGUCCAUGAGGUGCGGGGACGCUCGAUAUUCCUGCGGUCUGUGAUAGAGCCUUCAGAGCCGAACGCUGCCAUGGCUGGAGUGUUUGACAUUGACCUGGAUCAGCCAGAGGAAACGGUCUCCGACGACGAGAACGAGGAGACUCAGAUCGGUGACAUCAUGGACCAGUGCAGUGGGUUUGAGUUUAACCUGGACGACUGUGAGAAGAUUGAGAUUUCAGAGGACAACGUCAACCAGGGCGCGGAGAACAUCAGACCCGAGUGUUUCCACCUGUUGAGGGUUCUGGGCAAAGGUGGAUAUGGAAAGGUAUUUCAGGUUCGAAAAGUUGCCGGCGCUGCAUCAGGAACGAUAUUUGCCAUGAAAGUUUUAAAAAAGGCUAUGAUCGUACGCAACGCCAAGGACACAGCUCACACCAAGGCAGAGAGGAACAUCCUGGAGGAGGUCAAGCACCCGUUCAUUGUCGACCUCAUCUACGCCUUUCAGACGGGAGGGAAACUUUACCUCAUCCUGGAAUACUUGAGCGGUGGGGAACUUUUCAUGCAGCUGGAGCGGGAGGGCAUCUUCAUGGAAGACACGGCCUGUUUUUACCUGGCGGAGAUCUCCAUGGCUCUGGGCCACCUGCACCAGAAGGGCAUCAUCUACAGAGACCUGAAGCCUGAGAACAUCAUGCUGAACAGCCAAGGACACGUGAAGCUGACGGACUUUGGUCUGUGUAAAGAGUCCAUCCACGACGGAACGGUCACCCACACCUUCUGUGGCACCAUUGAAUACAUGGCUCCUGAGAUAUUGAUGCGAAGUGGACACAACAGAGCGGUGGACUGGUGGAGUCUGGGCGCUCUGAUGUACGACAUGCUCACAGGAGCGCCGCCGUUCACGGGUGAAAACCGGAAAAAGACGAUUGACAAGAUCCUGAAGUGUAAACUCAACCUCCCGCCCUACCUCACGCAGGAAGCUCGAGAUCUGCUGAAGCGGUUGUUAAAGCGGAACGCCUCCUCACGACUGGGAGCAGGAGUCGGAGACGCCUCAGAGGUGCAGACUCAUCCGUUUUUCCGACACAUCAACUGGGAAGACCUGCUGGCUCGGAAGGUGGAGCCGCCCUUCAAACCCUUCCUGCAAUCGGCCGAAGACGUGAGUCAGUUUGACUCCAAGUUCACCAGUCAGACGCCCGUGGACAGCCCCGACGACUCCACCCUGAGCGAGAGCGCCAAUCAGGCCUUCCUGGUAACUGUCUCUGAUAGGACAACACCCUGUCCUCCCAUCAGCAGGAUGACCAAUGAUCUGCUCCAAACAAACACACAGUUAGAACCUCAGUGUAUCCAAAUGGAACUGAAAAGAUCUUUCAAGUUCCCGGCCGGCGACUGCUGGCCUCGGAGUCCACUCCUCACCACUGGAGGACCAGGUGUCCUCCAGUCUCCUCAGGUCCAGGCCAUGGAGCUGUCCACUCCUGAGCAGAUGGACGUCACGUCCAGCUCCGAGGCCUCGGCCCCGCUCCCCAUCCGUCAGCCCACGGGGGUCAACCUGGGCCAGAUGAAGCAUCAAGCCUAUCCCGUCGCGGCCAAACGUCCCGAACACCUACGUAUGAACCUAUGACGCACCACGCCAGUGUCGGAGAGUUAUUACUUGACUUUUUUCUUUAUUGAUAUUUUUUAAAGAAAAGACGCAAAAACAGGCGGAUGCCACACUACACACACACACACACACACACACACACACUGACAGGAGCUGGAGUUGGUGCGUGGGUCUGGGACUCAGACAUGCUGCAGGUUAAAGGACCACCUGUGACAUCACCUCCUCCUCCUCCUCCUCUUCCUCCUCCUCUGUGAAGUGGACUUCUGGGACUGAAGUCCUCGUGGAGACACAGCCUUCACGUGAUCAGGAAGACAAAUAGUUAACCAGUAUGCAAGCGGUUAAAGUGUGAAGGUCAUAAAGAGCUGCUUCCGUUGGGAGACGUCUGACGGUGUGUCAGUGUGAGACAGACCAUAAUGCUUCCUGGCUCUGGUUGUUGGGAAUAAGAAGAACAAGAUGAGUGAUUGUGUAAAAGAUAAGAUCAUCUUUGAGAGCAGCGCACACGCCCGCUGACGCCAACAGACUUAGCUUAACAUCCCACGAUGUUUUACUAAAUGAAUGCGUAAAUUGUGCUAUAUAUUGAUGACGAAUGAAAAAGAGCCUAAAUUAAAGAAAAAGAAAACAAAUGGUGUUAUUUACCUUCUUUGAGCAGUGGUGUCGUGACGGAGCAGUACCGCUAAGUACCGUGGGGGCAGUGUUGCGCAGUAUAGGUCGGUGCGCCCUAUAAAAGGAGCAGCAAGAAGAAGGCGGCUAGCCGUAUUGAAACGACGGAAGCGCGGGAUGUGUCGGUCCACGUGCCGCGCUGUAGUGAAAGCUCCACGGCGUCACCGCGGUUAUCGAACAGAAGGAUUAUCACCGUCGUCAAGUUUGAUAUUGUAACUGAACCCUGUAACAACGACCUCUACUGGAUACACUGUAAUCAACCAUGCCAAGCAGAAGACACGCA